UGGAGUAGCGAGCGGGGCGCGCGGCUCCGGGGCGCGGGGACAGACGACAAGAGACGCCCGCGGCUCCGGGGCGAGAGGACAGGGAGCCGAGCUCCGGAGCGCGUCGGAUCCGCCCAGCCCCGCCGAGCGCAGGAUGCGCGGACCCGGGCGCCCCCUCCUCGUGGGGCUGCUGCUCGUGCUGGGGGCGGCGGGGCCCGGCCAGGGGGUCGCGGAGCCCCGGGAGGCCGCGGACCCGCAGAGCCUGCUGCGGCUCAUCGUGGAGAUCGUCCAGGAGCUCAGGAAGUACCACUCGGGGGAGGCCAAGAGGCUGCAGCUCUCCGGCCGGCAGGACGACAGCCUGGGCCGCAGGGAGGUCGCGGACUACGGCGCUUACGCCGAGGAGCAGAGAGUGGAAAUUGUUCCUCGAGAUCUAAGGAUGAAAGACAAGUUUCUGAAACAUCUUACAGGUCCCCUUUAUUUCAGCCCAAAGUGCAGCAAACACUUCCACAGACUUUACUACAACACCCGAGACUGCACCAUCCCUGCAUACUAUAAGAGAUGCGCCCGGCUUCUGACGCGGCUGGCUGUCAGCCCGCUGUGCGUGGACGGCUAAGGGAGGUGGAAGCCUGGGCUCUGGGGUAUUUUCAGAGAAAUGGAGUUUUGAGAAACAAGGACCCAGCUCAUUCCAGAGUGCAGCCUCGUCGGAGCAGGCCAGGACAGCCCCAGGUCAGGGAGACCGAGUUCCUGAGGACAUGACCACAGACACACCAGCACUGGGCGCGGCUGGAUCCUCAGACCCCAAGGAGCCUGAGUCUGCAUCUCUGAUGCUGUUCACCCCUCUGGCCCUGGAGGCCCGUGGUGACCAAGUCACUGCCCACGAGAAACCCCAGCACCCUUUCUGGAGCAUGAACACACGCAGACUGAAAUCCUGUCUGUAAACACAUCGUAUUACCUGUAAUGCGUGUGCCGGUCCAGCAGAACUGAUGGGAAAGUGAGAGAAUGUGUUUGUUUCCAGCAGUGAGCAGAGCCGUAAAGGACCGAUGGCCCAGGAACCUUGAGAAGUGCCUUGGAAACCAACAGGAACCAGAACCUGCUACCUUCCGAACACACCCUGUGAACCAGAGAUUUAUUUUUGCAGACAGCCUCUCCCGUAACUCCCUCACCUUGAGUUGUGUGUGUUGUUGGCACAGUGUGGACACACACCCAGUACGCUGGGGUACCUGACAGUAACACAAGAGGAGGCUCCACAUUUGCUGUGAAAUCCCUCAUUUUCCGGAUUAGGUGACAUCACAAAUAUUUCUUUAGAAACAUAAACAGAAUCAGUAAAAUCUGAAACUAUAUUUUCAUAUAGCAUAUGGUAUUAUUUAAUAUUUUUUAUUACUUUUAGAAUUAAAUUCCCAGAGUAUUAUUUGGAACUGCAUGAAAAACAAAAAUAAAAAGCUUUCAGCUGUGGAGAUAUUGGAGUGUAAACCUGUGAACCUAUUCAGGCUAAUUUCAUUUGUCCUUUGUUUAAUAAAUGUAAAAUAGUAUCCAGAUAUGUGCAAUAUGUAAAUACUGUAAAUAAAACGCAAGUAAUAAACACAGCGUUUGUUAUAAUGAAGACUCUGAAGUGACUCUCUACUGCUGAACGAGCUGACUGUUGGCAAUUCAUGACUGAGAAACCCAUGGAGAGACUGAAAUACUGGCAGGUCACAGAAUAUAAAAGGCAUACAUAACACGGGAAGGGUAUGAACUUUUUUUUCUUGUGGUUGCAUCUGCGGCAUAUGGAAGGUCUCAGGCUGGGAGCUGAAUCAGAGCUGCAGCAGAGGCCUAGGCCUCGGCCACGGCAACACCAGAUCUGAGCUGCAUCUGCGACCUGUGCCACAGCUUGUGGCAACACCAAAUCCUUAACCCACUGAGCAACGCCAAGGAUGGAAUCCGCAUCCUCCAGACUACGUUGGGUUCUUAACCCACUGAGCCAUGAGGGGACCUCCCAAAUUCUCCUAAGGGGCAAUUAAUCAGCAUUUUUAGAGUGGGGCACUACGUACGGUGACAUAUUCCUUAAGAGAGAACCUGACUUAGCCACAAAUUAUUUCAGAUCAAGCUGCAUCUGUAUUUCCUGUAUGAGUGUAAUGGAAACGCUAAACUGAGAGGGAGGGGCCUUGAGACGUCUAAGCAGCUUCAAAAUUUUACAGGAAAGUAUGUUUUGAACAAAUCUGAUUGGAUCUUAUUUUUACCUAUUUAUUUUUUUAAGGGCCUCACCUGCCACAUAUGGACAUUCCCAGGCCAGGGGCUGAAUCAGAGCUGCAGCUGCGGGUCUAUGCCACAACCACGGCUAUGGGGAUCCUUAACCCACUUAGUGAGGCUAGGACUCAAAUCCGCAUCCUCAUGGAUACUAGUUGGGUUCUUAACCCACUGGUUGCUUUUAAAAGACAAGUGAAUUCAGCAGUGAGUUUCUCUGUUCACAUGUCCCUGCCUAGAUACGACCACAGGACAGAGUCAACUUGAGAACCCUGGGGUUUGUCUAAGGAUCUGUAUGUAAGACACAUGUGAGCAUUAAAGAAAACAAACUACAGAGCUUUAUGAAUGUCAAGGAGCAGAGAUGAGUAAGAAAUUUCUUCAGCUGAGAUUACUAAGCGGUUAUUGAAUGACUAGGGUACAGCAAUAAAUUCUGAAGUGCUUUACUCAAUGCUAUUUUCUAGUUGUGGUUAAUGAUUUAAACUUUUCCCCCUCAAUUCUUUACUUUUGAGGGCUGCAUGCUUAAAUUCCCAGUAUCUUAACCUCUUCGGUAUUCUGGGAAAGGACCACGGAGAGACUGCCCAGGCCGCCAGACCCUGUUUGGCCCAUCUUCUAGCCGUGCCCGGCAGGAGGCCUGCUGGGAAGGCAGCUUCAGACUCAAGCGAGCUCUGGCCUAACCCGCCCCAGGGACCUCAUGACACUGAGGACUGGGAGCCGAUCCCUGGGCUCUCCCUGCUGCGGGCGACCGUCACUCAGACUGACCUGGGACUCUGAGUCCUCCCAGGACUUUGGGGGGAGACAGAGUGUGGAGGAAAGCUGCCCCUCAUCUAGCCUCUGGGGGGGCCUGGCCUGGGGGGGGCUGGCCCCCAGGGAGGGGGGUCUACACUCUGCUGCGGGGGGGGGGGGGUUGGCAAGGCUGCUGUGGCCACAGGCCACCAGCUUCUUCCAUGA
Molecule: messenger RNA, 3147 nt
Organism: Sus scrofa (pig)
Lineage: Eukaryota; Metazoa; Chordata; Mammalia; Artiodactyla; Suidae
Source: RefSeq, a predicted model, not a curated record